UCAAAGGGUUCGGACGCGUUUUACGGAAAAAUUAUAAUUUACUAGAGCGGCCGGUUUUAUAUAAACACUAAACUUUUUUUUGCUAUUUUGUCGGUGAAAGGUUGCUAAAGUGUGGAAUUUGUACUAAUAACAUCAACGCUAACGUCAAAUAAUUUCUAUACCAGUGCAUUUUAUAAAAAAACAUACAUUUAAUAAUUCUAUUGUAAAACAGUGUGUGUGUUUUUCCAAAUGACUUUAAAGUCUGUUACUAUUCACGGUCAUAGAAUGUGGGGGCAUUUAUGGCAAAUUUUCACUUUUCUUGUAAUUGGAUUAUUAGCUGAUGUGGGAAAUUGUGAAUAUGGGGAAUUUGAAAAACUAGUAGUUCCCGGUAGUUAUGCCAAACCUGCGUCUACCGGUCCGCAAGGACGCUCCUACGGCCAGAGAGCUUAUUAUGACGCUAAUACUGAGUGUACAGUGGGUACUGAAUGUACACCACUACACGAUUGUACAGCCAUGAUUUACGAAGUAGCAAAAAUGUGCUAUUACGGUGAUAAAUCAUUGUUUUGUGGUGGUGGAGAGGAAAUGCCCUAUGUAUGUUGUCCCAGUAGUCCACUGGAGAAAAAUCAAGUUUGUGGCAAAUCCUUGGUGCAGGGACAUUUCUAUCGUGGUCUGGGCACCUAUCCAUUUGUGGCGAGGAUAGGAUUUAAACAUAUUAAUACCGGGGCCUUUGCUUAUCCCUGUGCUGGUUCGGUAAUAGCCAGAAGAGUUAUAUUGACAGCUGCCCACUGUGCUUUAGCCACAGAUGGUCAUAGAUUAUCCUCUGUACGUGUCGGCGAAUAUGAUACCUCUUCCGAUCCCGAUUGCGCCACUACCGGUUUUUGUGCACCACGAUCGGUCAAUCAUGCCAUAAGUCAUGUCAUUGUACAUCCCGAUUAUAAACAGGGUCAAUACCAUCACGAUAUUGCCUUGUUGGUGUUAAAAACACCUCUCAAUUAUUCUGUGGCCACACAACCUAUAUGUUUGCAAAAGACCCGUACAAAUUUGGUAGUGGGUAAACGUGCCACCAUAGCUGGCUGGGGUAAAAUGUCCACUUCAAGUAGCCGUCAACCGGAAAUGUCCUAUUUGGAUGUACCCCUUACCAGUUGGGAUUUGUGCUUGCGUAAUUAUGCCUCUACCGGAGCCUUGGAAUCGCCUAACUCUAUAGAGGGCCAAUGGAUGUGUGCUGGUGGUGAGGGUAAAGAUGUGUGCCAGGGUUUUGGUGGGGCUCCUUUGUUUAUUCAGGAAAAUGGUAUAUUUUCACAGAUAGGCAUCAUGUCCUUUGGUUCGGACAAUUGUGGUGGUUUGCGCAUACCUAGUGUUUAUACCUCGGUGGCUCAUUUUGCCGAAUGGAUACAUGAUAAUACUCCACCGGAAUAAUUACUUUAUUUGCAGUUGGACUCAUAAAGGACUUGAGUUACGAUCGGUUUUAAGUAUUUUUUAUAAGAUGUUUUAAAUUAGUUAAAGGAAUUCACAGUUUGCGCAGCUUUAAUUAAAAUUUUUCGAAUAUUAAAAAUAAAGCUUCUUUCUUUACUCCAAUGGACGCUUUAAUCGUGGAUCGCGAUCUAUUUCAAUUUUAGCUUUAAUACCAGAUCGUCAUUUUUCAGCGCCAAAUAUCUCUAAAAUUGUGGAUUAUAACUUCAAAAAAAAACUGUGAAUUCCUAAAAAAACAUAUUCCGUACAAAUCGGUAGUUGAUCAAAAUGUUUAAAUGUGAUUAGUUUUCAGAAUUAUUUAUUGAAAUCCUAAGAUUUUACACAGUAUAUUAGUUAUAUAGAAAUAAAAUUAAGAUUUAAAAUAAAAAUAAAAUAUUAAAAUUUAAAAAAUAACAAUGGUACACCAAAAAAAAAUAUUAUUCGGUCCUGCAAAGUGUAAUAUUUCCAAAAUUUUUUAA
Molecule: messenger RNA, 1907 nt
Organism: Lucilia sericata (common green bottle fly)
Lineage: Eukaryota; Metazoa; Arthropoda; Insecta; Diptera; Calliphoridae
Product: CLIP domain-containing serine protease 14D
Biological process (GO): proteolysis
Molecular function (GO): serine-type endopeptidase activity
Source: RefSeq, a predicted model, not a curated record